AUGUCCAAUACUGACUUCCAAACGGCCGCGAAGCAGGAGGAGGCUUAUCUGCGCGCGGUGCACCCAACACCAGAGGAUAUUCCUGGAUGCAUGAAACUUUUCGACGACUUUCUCGCGUGCAAUAUCAUGGGAGUGCAGCUCAAGUCGCUCUACCGCUAUGGGCACAUGUCUGUCUGCGAUCACAAGCUCGACGAUUUCAAGUUCUGCAUGAGCAUCAAGAACAUGCAUCCCGAGGAGAAGCGCGACGCGUGGAUUCAUCGCCGUGCAGAGUGGUGGGCGCGCCGCCGCCUUGAGCGGAGCAGCGAGGACGUGUGGGACAUUCGCACAGAACCCCUGAAGGACUUCCCGCCUGCAAGACCGGAUGUGACCUCGAGCUCUACGAGCACUAUUGAAUAA
This is a messenger RNA of Postia placenta MAD-698-R-SB12, 396 nucleotides long. RefSeq lists its product as hypothetical. The record is from RefSeq and is a predicted model, not a curated record. The coding region runs from base 1 to 396 and encodes 131 amino acids. Lineage: Eukaryota; Fungi; Basidiomycota; Agaricomycetes; Polyporales; Adustoporiaceae. The transcript has 3 exons.